AUGCCAAGGAACUGGACAAGUGCUAUUCCCCAGCUUGGUGACUUCGUCUAUCCAGACUUCCUUGAUAAGCAUAGAGGCCAGAUCCUGGAUGAAUAUCUGAGAUGUUACUGCAAGUACUGGGGAAAGACACCAGCCAACUCAGAGGUUACCAAUAUUCCUCCUCCAGGAGGGCUGCGCUUGUUCGACUAUAGAAAGAAUCUGAACGAUGAAGUUGCGGCUUGCGUCAAGAACCGUCUUCCUCUCCACAGUUGGGAUACAAUCACAUCGCACUUCGUGAGCGCCGGCCAUGAUCUCGAGGACCUUGCGAAGCACAAGUAUUACAUCUUCGACUGCUUCCUCGCACAAUGGGCCGACUCGUUGGUGAAGGUAAAGACCAGAAUGCAAUUGUUCCUACCUAACAGCAUCUCCUCAAUUUAUGAUACCCUAGACUCGGUCUACGUGGUUGCCGACAUUCAUAAGCUACGACCCGUCAUUUCAAGACGCCUGGUUGAAGAGAUGGGCCUCGAGCUCGAGGUCCGUGAUAACAAGCUCAUACUAGAUUGCCGGAUGCUGGACACUCUCUACAUGAGUAAGACGACACGAAUGGAGUUUGGGGUUAUGGAGACGCGGUAUGCGAGGCUAUUCACAGAUGGAGUGGCCAUCUCUUCGAACAUGAGCUGGUGGACGUUUCCGCGACGAACUUCUGAAUCUGUUCAGUUAGAAAUCGAGGAUAUUGAGUAG
Molecule: messenger RNA, 720 nt
Organism: Colletotrichum truncatum
Lineage: Eukaryota; Fungi; Ascomycota; Sordariomycetes; Glomerellales; Glomerellaceae
Product: xylosidase
Source: RefSeq, a predicted model, not a curated record